This is a messenger RNA of Sporothrix schenckii 1099-18, 318 nucleotides long. RefSeq lists its product as uncharacterized. The record is from RefSeq and is a predicted model, not a curated record. NCBI's taxonomy places the organism in Eukaryota, Fungi, Ascomycota, Sordariomycetes, Ophiostomatales, Ophiostomataceae. The coding region runs from base 1 to 318 and encodes 105 amino acids. The transcript has a single exon.
AUGGACUCCAGUUACGAGACGAGAGACAAAUCUACUCAUGACGGGACCCCGAAGUACCUCACCUCGCCAUCGACAACUGCCAACGACCGCCCGGCGACUUAUUUUCUUCUCCUGGCCCUGGAGAACGAUACCAAGCUGCGCCUCGUCGGCUUCUGCACGCAAUUGAUAUCUCGGCCCCCCUCCUCGACCUUUCCCCCUCUCGAGUUUCCGAAAUGGCGAUUCUCCCCACAGAGUUUGCGCGCGUCUCGCGGCAAUGUGCGUCUGCCACUGGUUCAAUUGAUGCUGUCGCUGCGGCUCUGGUUUUGGAAAAGCCUGUGA